GUUUUAUUUCAAUCUUUUGCUGAUCAGAUCCACAUAGACAAUGAUAUUUUGCAGCAGUUAAACUAUUUGUUGGAGCUGGUCCAUGCGGCAAUUGUGAACAGUCCAACUGAAUCACAUUUUGACACAGCUGUGGGUUUGAAGGGAAAACCCAGAAUGAUAAUCCAGAAAGAUCAGCUGCAACAUUUGUUAGACUCACAAUUCUCUGUACCAUGCAUAGCUCAGUUAUUAGGUGUAUCACCAAGAACUAUUUUUCGAAGGAUGGCAGAGUAUGGGCUGAGCGUGAGAGGAUUCUACAGCACCAUGACUGACGCAGAGCUCGAUAAUAUGGUCAGAGCUAUUAAAACACAGAUGCCCAAUGCAGGGUACAGGAGUGUAAAGGGACAGCUCAUGGCAAUGGGUAGCCGUGUUUCAUUUGGGAGAGGAUUACAGACUCAAUGCAUCGUCUCGAUGCAGCUGGAAUCCUGUCCCGACUUGCAAGGCUUGGCUGCACUGUACGAAGAUCAUACUCAGUACGAGGUCCCCUUGCAUUGGUGCACAAUGACACAAACCAUAAACUCAUCAGGUACAACCUGGUAAUAUUUGGUGGAGUUGAUGGAUUUUCCAGAAAGGUCCUGUACUUGGAUGCAGCAACCAACAACCGUGCCAAUACAGCAUUCUUCUUUUUCCUUGAGGCCACUCGGUUACAUGGUGUUCCAUCAAGGGAUCGUGGAGAUCAAGGCGUUGAAAAUGUGGACAUUGCCCAUUUCAUGUUUGAGAGACGUGGAACCGGUCGAGCUAGCUUUAUCUCGGGAAAGAGUGUACACAAUCAAAGGAUUGAACGGAUGUGGCGAGAUGUGUGGAUGGCUGUGACUUGCAUCUUUUAUGAUGUGCUUCACACGCUCGAGGAAGAUGGUGUUUUGGACAUAGCAAACAUAAUGCACCUUUUCUGCGUGCAUUAUGUCUUCCUGCCUCGCCUUCGAUCAGCACUACAGGUCUUUGUAGCUGGCUGGAAUCACCAUCCCCUCAGAACGGAGGGAACCACACCCCAGAGCAGCUGUGGCAGAUGGGACACCUCAACACUCCACUGGACAGUGAAAAUCUUGAGGACCUGCAAAAUCGAGAACUGGACAGGGAGGGUUCCCUGAUGACCCCAGAGGCCACUGUCGGAGGAGUUCAGGUCCCGGAAUUUCAACCACCUCUGCCUGCUGAAGAUCUGGCAGUACUUCAGUCGGCAAUCAACCCUUUAAUUUAUUCAGAUUCAAAUGGUUAUGACCUUUAUAUACAGGUGUUAGAAUUUGUUAAACACACGCUUCAACACCCCAUUGAUUAGGUAGUUCUGGGUCCAACUAA
This is a messenger RNA of Gadus macrocephalus (Pacific cod), 1329 nucleotides long. RefSeq lists its product as uncharacterized. The record is from RefSeq and is a predicted model, not a curated record. The transcript has 6 exons. NCBI's taxonomy places the organism in Eukaryota, Metazoa, Chordata, Actinopteri, Gadiformes, Gadidae. Bases 435 to 1124 code for a protein of 229 amino acids.